AUGUCCAUCCGUUUCUUUGCACAAUUGCACCCCUUCUCAGAGAAUCAUCUGAUUGACCGGAUGAAGGCGAAGAACAGUAGAGCGCCUCCACUAAUCCGUACGGCGGCACUGUCCGUGGAUCUAAAUACUUUUUGCAUUGGGAAUUCGGAUUUUACUAUUGGCGGUGGGUCAGGUCGGAGAAUCAAUUGAGGAGUGUUAAGCUGGAGAUACAUAAGAGGAAUUCUGGCCGGGAUAAGGCUAUUGUUUUUUCACAAAAGGACGAAGUCCCAGUCCAAGGUGAUAGGCGGCGGAAGCUGGCGUUUCCGGUGAGGAGAGUCUGGUUUGCCGUCUCUGCUCGCGUCAAAGAUCUCAUGACAAGAAGAUACACAAAUGUGUGGUUUUCAAGGUGUGUUCGUUCAUUCAUUCUUUUAUGUGGGUUUGGGUGAUUAGAUGCUUUUUGGUUAAUUACUUCUUUCAUUUUUAGGUUAAUUGAUUGCAUAUAUUUGCUAUUCCAUAUCUCUACUGAUGACUUACAGAGGGAAGAUAAGUUGGGAUCUGCUUGAGUUAGGAUUUGUGUGUAUUUGUAUCUAUAUAAGUGGGCAUUUUUAGUAUUCUUAGUGCUUUGAAUUUUUUUUAAAGUGGCAUAUCUUAACUAUGAAAACGUUAAAGCUAAACACUAUCCUUUGACAGCUUUUUUGAAACUCUAAACCUAAACACUAAUUCUGAUUUCAAAUAGAUCCAUAAUAAAUCAUCUUUGAGUGUUCAACUAAGUUGUUUGGUGUGCAUCUGUUAUUACAUAUAAAUAAAAUAACUAAAAUUCCCAAUGUUGAAGCUUUUAGUUGCCUAUUCUUAAUAGAUACAUAUGCAUAUUUUUAAUGAAUGAAUAACACCCUGUAUAAGACAGAUUCAGAAAUUAGAUAUUGGAAAAGCACUUCACCUUCCCUUCGAUCAUUCACUUAUUAAAGAACUUCACAUCAUAUUCAUAUCACCCUUUAUUUUGGAUGCAUAAUUUGACAAGAGAGUGUCUCCAGCAAUUUACAAGAUUUGGGGUUACUAAAUUAUACUAUUUCUAGCCUUAAAAACUUACUAUUUGUAUUUGUCGAUGAAUAAAAAAUGUUACUUAUCAUUUUUAUAUGAAAAUGUAGUGCUAUGAAAUCGAAGCUCACUCUUUGGGACAAGACUGUACAUAAUUAAUUACUAUCUCAACUAAAAAUAUGCUUUAAAGGGUGGUAUUGUCGCUGGUGAACCCAUACUCUUUGGUAUCACUUGACUACAACACUCAAGGUAAGACUUUGUAUUACACACUAUUAGGUAGCACUAUUCUUUAUACAAAACAUUGGCUUUGUCUGUUUAUUAACAUUUAGUUUAAAACACCAUUUUUCACAAGAAAUGUUACUCCUUGCACGUUUGGUUACAAUACUUUAAAACAACAUAACACAUACACACUCCUCGAUUAUAAUUCCAACUCCCCCUAUCCCGUUAGUAUGUAUCUUUAACACGUGAAAACAAUAACAAAACAUAUCAAUAGUGUUCCACUCAAGCACGUGUGAAUAGCAAAUAAAGGUAAGGCAGCCUUUUUAUAAAGCGGUGAGCAAAAUAAGCAAAAAAAAUGGCAAGUGCAAGUAACAGAAUAGAGCUGAACAAAUCAGAGCAUAACAAAUCAUGAUCACCAUCUUCAUGAAAAAAAGGAUAAAAGAGAUCAAUAUACAUGUACAUCUCAAUAUGAUAGCUAGAUAACCUGUGAAUUUACCUUUGAUUAGUUUGAUAUCGAAUUGGGUAUUGUAUAAUGUUUUUAAAGAUGGAGAUUUUGAAUGUGAUUAUGUCCUCCCUUAUUUCAAAUAGGUGGGGGUGUUACACACUAAAUCUUCUCUCAACUAUGCACUAUUCAACAAACCACGUAAUAUCCCUCAUGGAAGUAGCACCAAGAUAGCAUAUAAUCAGGCUUCACAGAAUUCAAAAGAUAACAAUUAAUAGAUUUUUGGUAAUUAAGUUGAGAAUAUAUGUUUUGCCAGAAUCUAUUAAAUUUCAGUUUUACUCUAUAUUUCAUUUUGUGUCAAACUCAUUAAUAACAAUAACAAUGCUUAUACGCAGAGCUUCACAACAAAAGUUUUGCCGGAAUCUAUUUUAUGGGUGGUGCUUUCUCUUGCACCGGUGCGGUAUGGAGCCAUGAUUUAUUUUAAAUAUCCAAAUGAUACAAUAUCAAUUCUGUGAAAUUGCUCUAUUAUAUUUGUUGAAUUUUAGCCAUAUAUCGGUAUAUAGUCAUGUUGUUGCUAGCUGCAUGAGUUUAUUCAAGAAAAAAGAAUGACUUUUCACAUGGAUAAUGUUGAAUUGAAGUACAUAAAUUGUUCAAACACUAAAUGAGUCACUUCAUUUGCAUUAUUACUUAGGUGAAUUGUUGUUAAUUCUUCAUAGGUGAAGAAAUGUAUAGUACAGAGGGGAUUGUUGAUUCUUUCUGUAGGGACAUGAGGGACAUCCAUUACAUUAACCAUAAUGACAUGAAUAUGCCACACUAAUUAUGUAUGACCUGCAAGUUACAAUCAAAGCAGGUUAAACACUUCAGUGCAAGUUAUUUGGUUUGUCAUCUCAUUUCUAUUCAUUAUAAAGUUUUAGAGAUUUAUAAAAAUCAUAUUCAUAAAAUCGAGAUUUUAAAUCUAUAUCAAGUAUAGAACUGUUUGAAUACCAUAGUGGUGUAAUGAGGUAGUUGUAGCUUUAUUACUUUUGGUGUUUAGUGUUUCAUGCCAUAUUAGAUUGAGGUUAAUUGCGUUACGAUUUUUGUGUGUUCCACAAUUACAUAUUAGGAGUGUCCAUUUUGUGCAGACGUCUAGCUUCUUCGAGUUUUCAUGUGCAGAAAAAGAUACUCUAGGUGAAAGCUAUUUCAUGCCAUGUAGUCUUAUUUUUUGUUUGGCGAAAAAAUAUAAGGUCCGGGACAGUGAAGAGAAGUACUACAACAUGUUUUGGAUAAUAAAAAGCUCAGGUAAGUCAAUACCUACCUUCUCCAUUAUUGGUCAAGGAAGUUCCUUGCCGCGCUAUGUGAACAAAACAAAGCCCAAAAACAGAAGACCAAAAAACAAGGAGAGUAAAAACAAAGUUGUACUACAAAGUAUAUAAACAAAGCCCAAAAACAGAAGACCAAAAAACAAGGAGAGUAAAAAAAAAGUUGUACUACAAAGUAUAUAUAGGGCAGAUUUUAUUUGUUCUUUGCUACUCCGUUUUUUAUUCGAUAGAGAUGUUUUUGAGAUGGGUUUGUUGAUGGAUCUAACCUUAUGGAGUUUUAACAUUGUGGAGGGUCACAAUUUGGUAGCUAGAGAACACUCAUGUAUUGUUUUGGAUAUUAUAGUUUAUAGCUAUACUUAAUACUUCAUGUAUUGAAGACUAAUCUGUUUGCAAGUGUUUUAGGCAAUGGGAAUAACAAGUGCCUAUUGUCAUGGAAGGAACCUUUCAAAAUGAUGAUGGCUACCUGAGGCAGAACGACUUUCCUAUUGCCAUGGAAGGAAGUGAUGUUGUCCUUGGAAUUAUCUUAUGCUGCCUAAAAAUAGAAUUUCAUUCAAAUGUAGAGUAGCUUUGGUUGUGUUUUGAUUGGGGGUCUUGAAAGUGUAUCCAAGAAAAGGAUGCUUAAAACUACUUAUUUUGUUACGGCUGGAAUUUUGUUUCACGUCCAGGAUAAGCAACAACCUUGGUAUUCUAGAGACAAUAUAUGGUUGGGCACUCA
This is a messenger RNA of Cuscuta campestris, 3688 nucleotides long. NCBI's taxonomy places the organism in Eukaryota, Viridiplantae, Streptophyta, Magnoliopsida, Solanales, Convolvulaceae. The record is from the annotation of a GenBank genome assembly.